AUGUCCACUAUCACUGUUACCGGCGCCGCUGGCCGCCAAAUUACCGUCCCCACCGGCCUCUUCAUCCACAACGAAUUCACCCCCUCCUCCUCCAACGAGACCCUCACCGUCGAGAACCCAACAACAGGAAACACCCUCGGCACCAUCUCCGCCGCCACCGCCGCCGAUGUCGAUCGCGCCGUAACCUCAGCCACCACCGGCUUCCAGACCUGGAGGACCACCCCCGGCCCGGAGCGCGGCCGACUCCUCCUCAAGCUUGCCGACCUGAUCGAGCGUGAUGCCGAGGAGUUCGCCAGUCUCGAGGCUGUCGAUGCAGGGAUCCUCUACACCGAUAGCAUGGGGAUGAACAUCCCCCAGGCAGUUGCAAACCUGCGGUACUACGCCGGCUGGGCCGACAAGAUCGACGGGAAGACACUUGAGAUUCCAGGCGGCGUGGGGUACACUUUCCGCGAGCCGCUGGGUGUCUGCGCGGCCAUUGUCCCGUGGAAUGCCCCAUUGAUGAUCACAAUCUGGAAGCUCGCCCCGGCACUAGCAACCGGCAACUCCCUCAUCAUCAAAACCUCCGAAAACUCCCCUCUCUACGGACAGAAGCUCGCCCAACUCAUCAUCGAAGCCGGCUUCCCCGCCGGCGUAGUCAACAUCCUCGCUGGCCUGGGCUCACCCGCAGGCCAGAGCCUAGCCGAGCACCCCACCAUCCGCAAGGUCUCCUUCACGGGCUCCAGCGCUACGGGCCGCAAGAUCCUCUCCGCAGCAGCCAAGACGAACCUGAAAAAGGUCUCGCUCGAGCUAGGCGGCAAGGGGCCCUCCAUCGUGUUCGACGACUGCGAUCUGGACAACGCGCUCCUCUGGACGCGGAUCGGGAUUACCGCGAAUAACGGGCAAAUUUGCGCGGCCGGGUCGCGCAUCUACGUCCAGGAUACGAUCUACGACAAGUUCCUCGAGGCGUAUGUGCGUGCAUCAAAAGAGAACCCCGGUGUCGCUGGUGAUCCGCUGGACCCCGCGACGACCAAGGGGCCGAUUGUCAAUGGGGCGCAGCAUCAGAGGAUCCUGGGGUAUAUUGCGCAGGGCAAGGAGGCCGGGGCGAAGCUGCUGUUUGGAGGGGAGAAGGUCGGCGAGAAAGGGUAUUUUGUGGAGAAUACCGCGUUUGCGGAUGUGGCUGAGGAUGCGGCCAUUAUGAAGGAGGAGAUUUUCGGGCCGGUGGCGAGUAUCGCCAAGUUCUCGUCUGAAGAGGAAGUCAUCCGCAAGGCGAACGAUACCCUGCACGGCCUCAGCGCGGCGAUUUUCACCAACAACUUGAACCGCGCGCACCGGGUGAGCAGAGCGCUGGAGUCGGGCCAGGUGACGGUCAACGCGUGGGCGAUGCUCAGCGCGAACGCGCCGUUUGGUGGCGUCAAGGAGAGCGGAUUCGGCAGGGAUAUGGGCGAGGAGGCGCUGGAGGGGUGGACUUCUGUCAAGACGGUCAAGUAUAUGAUUAUGUAG
Aspergillus lentulus is the source of this 1479-nucleotide messenger RNA. Its product is annotated as putative aldehyde dehydrogenase. The record is from RefSeq and is a predicted model, not a curated record. Lineage: Eukaryota; Fungi; Ascomycota; Eurotiomycetes; Eurotiales; Aspergillaceae. Gene Ontology annotation, molecular function: oxidoreductase activity, acting on the aldehyde or oxo group of donors, NAD or NADP as acceptor.